AUGACAUUUUCCAUUCAAAACAAUCCGUACCUAUCUAUGUAUCAACAACCACCGCCACCAGCACCCCCAAACGAUUGUGCACCACCCCGAAAAACUCCUGGAUUUCGACAAAGUUUGCCCUCACGACUGCAUGGGUUGCCCGGUUUAGAUCUUGUGAAUACUAUUCUGGCGUCGUAUAGAGCCCAUAAGGUGAAACCAGAUGCUACUGCCACUCAGCCGCACAUGUCUUAUCCCCCGGUCAAUCCGCUUUUGGCUUCACCCGGCUGGUUUCAGCAAGCUCUGGUAAACUCACUACUCCUUCCUCGGCCAUUUGUGGAUGACACAUGUUUACCGCCUGUGCCUCCGGUUCGGCCGCCAGAUCUUGGAAGUCUUAUGUCGCCAAAAUUGCCUACACCAAUGCCACCUUCUCCAGCCACCUCGAAAUCGCGGACAUCUUCGUGUGAUUCUGUGAUGCGAAUGGAUAAAGAUACACCUGAUCCUCUACUCUAUUGUCGCUCAACAUUCUAUCCGCUACUGAAAGACCAGGUGGAUCGCGCGCAUUCAUCCUGGCGCACUUCGGAUACACCUAAACAUGUAAAUUCCGAUCCGGUUCCCGAGACGGGUACACUUGUUCCAAGUUUGAUAGAUGGUGAGGUGAUAAUGGGAUUUAAUGUGUGGGGCGAAAAACGUUUGUGCUUGCCUCAUUUAUUCCGCUUCGUCCUCAAUGAUGUGGAUCUGAAAGCGAUUGACGAGGCAUGCACGAAACUUCAAAUCACCUGUACCACAUGUACACCGGCUCAACUGAAACUGCUCCAUGCUCGUCGGAUCUUGCCUAAAGCCGUAUCCACCUGUGGACUAAUCCGUAAAAGCGAUGCCGAGCGCCUCACCAAAUUUAUAAGGAACCGAACGGAUCCAAUUGAACGAGCCCAGACGAGCGCACGCUCCGGCCCCACAGUUUGUCGUUCCCAUAGUGGUGGUGAACUGGAAGUAGUCAUUGAUCCAGAACAUAUGAAACAAUCUUGUCCAACUCCAAGUUAUUCUGUGAGUACAUCCUUAAAAGAUUCACAGGAAACGACUGAUUCACAGUCGACACCACUUGACUUGGUAUCUGAUAGUGGUUUGACUCGAAAACGUGACAGCAGCACCGAAUCCCAAUCCCAUUCGAAUGAGCCUAUUCCAGUCUUGCACGAGUGUUUUGGACGUCAGUCUGGUUUGAUACAUCCGGAGUUGUAUACCGAACCAUCCGCCAAGUGUAUUGAGUGUCAAACAUGUCACCGAUUGUUUGCUCCCGACCAGUUUGUCGGUCACACACAUACGGUCACAGAGGUGGACAAUCUGAACCACUGGGGAUUCGAUUCAAACAAUUGGCGCUGCUAUUUACGGCUGUAUACCGGACGUCAAGGUCGUGUGACCAAAGUAAACACCGGCCUUUCACAGACUGUCGAUGGUUGUAGCGAAGAUGAGUUGGACAAUAAUCCACCGAAAGAUUGCACAGUCAACACGGAAACCCAUCGACGACUGGAAGAGUUUAAAAUAAAAUUUGCCCAACCCAUCCGACUACCACCGUCGUUGAGCGCAGCUUUACGCACUGUCGGCUUGUGUGCAUCAGUCGCACCUAUUCCUCCCACAUCUUUGUUUCCUCCGCACCCAAUGCUCGAUCUACCAGAGGCACACACUCCCGGUGCGCCGAAUCUCUCCUGUAAGAAUGUCCCAUUCAGCACACCUCGACCAAUCACAACGCCCAAGGAAUUAAACAGCCCAAACGCACCCACUGGCCCAUUGCCAUCACCCGGACCGGCCACACCGGCACCCACACCCUCGCCAGUUCAUCCAGUAAUCCCUUCAUCUUUGUCUCCAGUCUUACUGCCCCAACUUACCCUUCGCCGACUUUGGGCUCCAAACGAUGGCCGGAUUAAAGUUCCUCCACCUCCCAAACCAAUAGCAACUCGUGAUAGUAAUGUUCUCCCCAAAAGGUUACACACCGGCCCUCCAAUACUGCUCCACUCUCAUCGCGUAGUUUCACAGGCAGCUGCAGAUCAAUAUGAUCGUGAUUUUAUCCCCAAUGUGUGUUUGAUGCCCCCAAUCGGAUCGAAAUAUCGCAAAUCCUCCUGCGGUUCGCACGGUCGUCGUCGCCGUUUAUCUCUGGACUGCUCAUGUGGACGGGGUGGACGCUAUCGCCACUCGCGCAAUCUGAGCAGCGGAUCUCGAUCCCGUUCGCGUUCGUGCAGUUACGGUUCUAGUAGCUCGCGGACAAGAAGCGCCAGUGCCAGUAGCACAACGAGUAGCUGUUACAGUCGGGGUCGUUGGUGCAAACGUUAUUGUGAUGGCGGAUCAAAUUCGCCAUGUAGUCCGCGAUCAUCGCGAUCAUCCUCAAAUGCAUCUUCUGUGCACGUGGAUGACCUUGGUUCGCCAUGUUUUGCCAAGAAAUCUCGAUGUCGCUACUUGACUGAAAAGACCGCUUCUAACGAAUCCACUGUCUCGGAUGCUUCAUCUUCCCGACAGACCUAUCAUCGACGAUCGCGACAUAUACGGCGUGUUCGUCGAAGGUAUCGUAGCGCUACCGCUACCCAUCCCACUGCUCCAGUUCGACCAGCCCGUCGACGUGUACGUUCUGCCUCACCACAGUUUGCCGACCAUUCGUGUUUGGACGUGCAACAACCCCAACCGAAUCAGCAUCAACAUCGUCAUCGCCAUCAGUGCAAUCAACGACAAAACCGGGCCUUGGCUGCGGCUAAAGCAGCACAAGGCGCGGCUAGUCGCAUCAGCCCCGGUCUUUGGAGUCGACACUUUGCUAACGUUAAAGGGAACACUGGGGGUACGUUGGAAUUGCCCAACGCCAGACAACCAGCUGUGCUCAAUCCGUUCGUUAAAAAUACUCGAGGCCCAGUACAACAUAAUGUCAAUAACGCACCGAAUGCCACUCCGGUACUGGUUACCGGUCCGAGCACUAACAGUUUGCCUUCAGCAGUGUUGGCCUUGGAAUCAAUUUGGACAGAUCUGGUGCGCCACAUCAACGAGUACACAACGGCUGUGGAAUCCCGUGCCGGAGUUCAAGAAGCUCGACAACGUUUGUUCGAACAAUUCCUCAGCAUGCAAACGUGUUACGCAACCCAUAUUGCCGCACUGAUGAAUGAAAAUCAAAAACUAAAUGAGCCGCAACCCACACGGACGCAGUUCAGUGCUCCGGCCUGUCCUACAGCUUCAACCAGCACUGGAAACAGUACGGCACAAUCGGGUGAUAAACGUGUUGAUCCGACCGUAGCACCUGACACUGUUCGGGCACAAUCGUCUGGUUCUGGCCGCGUUUCAUCACCCUCCGGUUCAUCCGGAGUAGUGAGCCCGGAUAUAAUUGCGCGUAAAUUACGCCGAUUGGGUUCCACUGAUAGCUCUGUUCCGGAACGAAUACCAGAAGAAGAGCCCUCGUAUAGCUCGUCGCAGCGAAGCUCCUCUUCGACGACUCCCAUCGUCCCGUUGUCGUCUGAUGAGCCCAGUAACAAUAAAGUUUGCUCUGGUAGUCAGUCGUGUUCCGUAGCAACGGAGAGCUCUACUCGUAUUCAUAGCAGCUCUGCUGCGCCGUACAAAGUCUCAUCUGGUCUUUGUGACCGUAGGCUUAGCGAAAAAUACGGUCCAGAAAGAAUUCACUGGAAACGACGACCGUGGGAUGUGGAUUUACAGACGGAAUCAAAUGGGACAUUGGAUUUAUCACUGCCGUCCAGUGAACCGAUUCAAAAGCGCCGAGCUGUUGCUGUUUCCGACAGUAAUAGUUAUGAAUGA
Molecule: messenger RNA, 3753 nt
Organism: Echinostoma caproni
Lineage: Eukaryota; Metazoa; Platyhelminthes; Trematoda; Plagiorchiida; Echinostomatidae
Source: the annotation of a GenBank genome assembly